This is a messenger RNA of Phoenix dactylifera (date palm), 1362 nucleotides long. NCBI's taxonomy places the organism in Eukaryota, Viridiplantae, Streptophyta, Magnoliopsida, Arecales, Arecaceae. The record is from RefSeq and is a predicted model, not a curated record.
AUGGCGUCGCUGGGUUCGAAUGCACCGGGGGAGGCGGUGGCGGCAUGUCAGGGCGACCUACCAACACGGCCCCCACCGAAGGUGACCGGUGAUGGCCGGACGUGGGCGGCGGUGGCGAAAGGCACGGCCAGGCCGCCGAUGUGGACCCAGGACCAGAUCUCUGAGGAGGAAGUGGAGGCGCUGAAGCUACGGUUCACGGAUGAGGUCGAGAUACCGGCGGAGGAGGGUGAGCUGGCUAGAGCGGCGUGGAGGGACACUGCGGUGAUCGUGCGCAGUAUGGGCCGCCGGGUGCCAGUGGAGUGGAUCCGCCGGGAGCUGCGGGUGGUUGGAAAGCUCGACUACGACGUUGAGGCGUUUAUGAUGGCAAAUGAGACGUUUGCCUUCCGCUUCCGGACGGUGAAUGAAAGGGAAGCGGUCAUGGAGGCCGGUCCGUGGCUGGUGGCCGGCCAGUUACUCGCCAUGGAGCGGUGGCGACCGAAUUUCGUCCCGGGUGAAAAGCAGCUCAACCGGCUGGUGGUCUGGCUCAGGCUUCCCAACCUGCCGAUGGAGUAUUGGACCAAACGGUUGAUUUUGAACAUUGCAGCAAAGGCCGGCCGCCCACUGGCUUUGGACAAGAUCACGGAUCACGGCUGGAUGCUAGGUUUUGCGAGAGUCAAAGUGGAGCUAGACGCGAGGGAGCCGAUCCGACCGGGGACCUUCGUCCGGAUAGGCACUGAUGUGCACUGGCAAACCUUCCGUUAUGAAAACCUACCGAUCUUCUGCUACCGGUGUGCUCGCCUUGGUCAUGGAGUCGACGCUUGCCCCUAUCCGCCGGAGCCGGUGGUGUCUGGAGCUUCGGGUGACUGCAUUGCUCAGCAGGCCUUGGCACCGGAGUCGAAGGAGGGGGUUGAGGCGGGGAGCCAGCUCCCCUUUGGGUCGUGGCUGUCGACAACCAGAAUCCGUCAACCGAGGGCGAGUAAGCCGGUGAAGAAGACGACCGGGUCUGAGGACACGGCAUUGAAGGAGACGACUCACCUGGCUCCUGAGUCCGGGCCGAGCUCCCCACGCAGGACGCCGGGUUCCCCUGAGUCGCCAAUGGAUACCGAAGGGUGGCAAAAGCCAACCAAGCUGGCAAGGCGGAGAUCACCGGGGAAGGGGGCGGCCGGUGACUCGGUGGUCACGAGUGGCGAGCCCAUCCAAAUCGGUGCGGUGACCGAGUCAGCUCCGAGUCCACUCAGGGCGAAGGGUCAAAAUCUGGGCCUGGAGAGGCCGGCCCACCAGGUAGGCCCUGGGUCGGUCCGUGGCCAGGGCUGCAGCCCGAUGAAGCGGGCCAGGAGCCCAACGAAAUCCGGCCUGUCACUGGGGGCGGGGAAUGCUGUGUGA